This is a messenger RNA of Drosophila novamexicana, 6244 nucleotides long. RefSeq names its product toll-like receptor 7 (gene Toll-7). The record is from RefSeq and is a predicted model, not a curated record. NCBI's taxonomy places the organism in Eukaryota, Metazoa, Arthropoda, Insecta, Diptera, Drosophilidae. The transcript has a single exon. Gene Ontology annotation, biological process: signal transduction. Gene Ontology annotation, molecular function: protein binding. Bases 157 to 4476 code for a protein of 1439 amino acids. Gene Ontology annotation, cellular component: extracellular matrix.
GUGACAAAAAAACCAAUUUAAAAAUGUCAACUUCAAUUAAAAACUGAGCAGUGAAAACGCGAUAAACGUAACGUGAAAAAUAUCAAACGUAAUACCUAGGCAACAGCCCCACCACCCCAUCCCCUUCAAAUUCCCAACCCAAACCCAAGCCAGAACAUGGAGCUGCGGUUACUUCUGUUGCUGCUCCUCCUAAACGGCAGCUGCCUGUGCGCUCUGGCGCCCAAGGAUUCGGCCAGCAGUGAUAAUAGCGCUGCCAGCCAUGCAAUGCUGGGAGGUGGCGCCGGCGCCGCCAGCGUUAGCCUCUCCAACGAUUAUAGCUCACUGCUGGCCGCCGCCAUGCAGCCGGUGGCCUCGUCCCCGGCACCGGCACACAGCGGGCCAAGUAAUCAGUGCACCUGGACAUAUAACGGCACCAGCUCGGUCUACUGUGCGCUGCGCUUAAUCGAGCGUCAGCCGGGCCUGGAUUUGCAGGGUGCCGAUGGCAGCAGCCAAUUGACCAUCAAAUGCAGCGAUUUGUAUCUAUUUGAAUCCCAGCUGCCGAUGGCUGUGUUUGCCCGCCUGCAAACGCUGGACACGCUGCGUCUGGAGUCCUGCAAGCUGCUGCAGUUGCCCAACAAUGCCUUCGAGGGCUUGAGCACACUGAAAGCUUUGAAGCUGAGCACACGCAAUGCCGAAUGGGGCCCGGCCAAGGCGCUGGAACUCUACCCGGACUCGUUAAAUGGACUGAAGCAGCUGACAGAGCUGGAUUUGAGCGAUAAUAAUUUGCGUGCCCUGCCCGCUGGCUUCCUGUGCCCCGUGGGCAAUUUGCAAACGCUCAACCUGACACGCAAUCGCAUACGCACCGCCGAACAGUUGGGCUUUGCCGACAUGAAUUGCGGCAGCGGGGGCACUGGCAGUGGCAGCGAGCUCCAGCUGCUCGAUGCCAGCCACAAUGAGCUGCGCUCCAUUACGGAAAGUUGGGGCAUCUCGCGGCUGCGUCGCCUACAGCAUUUGAAUUUACAGCAUAAUAAUAUCUCGGAGCUGUCGGGUGAGGCGCUGGCCGGUUUGGCCUCGUUGCGUAUUGUGAAUCUGAGCAACAAUCAUCUAGAGACGCUGCCGGAGGGUCUGUUUGCGGGCAGCAAGGAGCUGCGUGAGAUACACUUGCAGAACAACGAACUGUAUGAGCUGCCCAAGGGGCUGUUUCAUCGUCUGGAGCAGCUGCUUGUGGUGGAUCUGUCGGGCAAUCAAUUGACCUCCAAUCAUGUCGACAAUACCACAUUUGCCGGACUCAUACGUCUCAUAGUGCUUAAUCUGGCGCACAAUGCGCUGACACGCAUCGACUAUCGCACUUUUAAGGAGUUGUAUUUUUUGCAAAUACUCAAUUUGCGCAAUAAUUCCAUUGGCCAUAUCGAGGAUAAUGCCUUCUUGCCGCUCUAUAAUCUGCACACGCUCAAUCUCGCCGAGAAUCGCCUGCACACGCUGGAUGACAAGCUCUUCAAUGGUCUCUAUGUGCUCUCCAAGCUGACGCUUAAUAAUAAUCUUAUUAGCGUGGUGGAGCCAGCAGUCUUUAAGAAUUGUUCGGAUCUCAAGGAGCUCGAUCUUAGCUCCAAUCAGCUGAAUGAGGUGCCGCGCGCUCUACAGGAUUUGGCCAUGUUGCGCACCUUGGAUCUGGGCGAAAAUCAAAUACGCACCUUUGACAAUCAAAGCUUCAAGAAUCUGCAUCAAUUAACCGGUCUGCGUCUGAUCGAUAAUCAAAUAGGGAAUAUAACUGUGGGCAUGUUUGCGGAUUUGCCACGUUUGAGCGUCUUGAAUCUGGCCAAGAAUCGCAUACAGAGCAUCGAGCGGGGCGCGUUUGAUAAGAACUAUGAACUGGAGGCGAUUCGCUUGGAUCGGAAUUUUCUCUCCGAUAUAAAUGGCGUGUUUGCCACACUGGUCUCGCUGCUCUGGCUGAAUCUCUCCGAGAAUCACUUGGUCUGGUUUGAUUAUGCAUUUAUACCCUCCAAUCUCAAGUGGCUGGAUAUACAUGGCAAUUAUAUCGAAGCAUUGGGCAAUUACUACAAGCUGCAGGAGGAGAUACGCGUCAAGACCCUCGAUGCCAGUCAUAAUCGCAUUACGGAAAUUGGCCCAAUGUCCAUACCCAAUACCAUUGAGCUGCUGUUCAUAAAUAACAAUCUAAUUGGCAAUGUUUUACCCAAUGCCUUUGUCGACAAAUCCAAUUUGGCACGCGUCGAUCUCUAUGCGAAUCAGCUGAGCAAAUUGCAGCUGCAACAGCUGCGUAUCGCUCCGGUGCUGGCGCCCAAGCCCCUGCCGGAAUUCUAUUUGGGCGGCAAUCCCUUCGAGUGCGACUGCACCAUGGACUGGCUGCAGCGCAUCAAUAAUCUGACGACACGCCAGCAUCCGCGUGUCAUGGAUAUGCCAAACAUUGAGUGCGUCAUGCCGCAUGCUCGCGGUGCUGCAGUGCGUCCGCUAAGCGCGUUGCGUCCACAGGACUUUCUCUGCCGCUACGAAUCGCAUUGCUUUGCGCUGUGCCAUUGCUGUGACUUUGAUGCCUGCGACUGCGAGAUGACCUGCCCGCACAAUUGCACCUGCUAUCACGAUCAGAUUUGGUCCACCAAUGUGGUCGAUUGCGGCAAUCAGUUGACCAUGGAGCUGCCGCGUCGUGUGCCCAUGGACUCGAGCAUUGUCUACUUGGAUGGCAACAAUUUCCCGGUGCUCAAGAAUCACGCCUUCAUUGGACGCAAAAAUCUGAAGGCCUUGUACGUGAAUGGCAGCCAGGUGGCAGCCAUACAGAAUCGCACUUUCGCCAGUCUGGCCACACUGCAGCUGCUGCAGCUAUCCGAUAAUCGCCUGCAGACGCUGCAUGGUUAUGAAUUUGAGCAAUUGUCCGCCCUGAGGGAGCUGUAUUUGCAUAAUAAUCAACUGGCCAACAUUGAGAAUGGCACGCUGGCGCCGUUGGUUUCCUUGGAGCUGCUGCGUCUUGAUGGCAAUCGCCUGGUCACAUUGCCCAUCUGGCAGCUGCAUGCGACACACUUUGGUCAGCGACUGCGCGCCAUAUCGCUGGGCCGUAAUCAAUGGAGCUGCCGCUGUCAGUUCCUGCAGGCGCUCACCUCCUAUGUGGCAGACAAUGCGCUGAUUGUCCAGGAUGCACAGGAUAUCUACUGCAUGGCGGCGCCAAAUACUGCAGCUGCAGCUUAUGCGGACAGCAGCUCGACGGGCGCUGCCACACAGAAACGGGAAUUGGAUUUCAAUUCAACUGGUGCGGCUUGCACCGACUACUAUUCGGGUGGCUCCAUGCUGCAGCAUGGCAUACCCGAAUCCUAUAUACCGCUGCUGGCCGCCGCCUUAGCGCUCAUAUUUCUGCUGGUCGUCAUCAUCAUUGUGUUCGUCUUCCGGGAAUCCCUGAGAAUUUGGCUUUUUGCGCAUUACGGGGUGCGCGUGUUCGGGCCACGCUGCGAGGAAUCCGAGAAACUCUACGAUGCCCUAUUGCUGCACUCCGCCAAGGAUUCGGAGUUUGUGUGCCAGCAUUUGGCCAGUGAACUGGAAACGGGUCGUCCGGCGUUGCGCGUCUGUUUGCAGCAUCGGGAUUUGGCACAUGAUGCCACACACUAUCAGCUGCUGGAGGCGAGUCGUGUGUCCCGGCGUGUUGUCAUCCUCUUGACACGCAAUUUCCUGCAAACGGAAUGGUCACGCUGUGAGCUGCGCCGAUCCCUGCACGACGCACUGCGGGGUCGCCCACAGAAGCUGGUCAUCAUUGAGGAGCCCGAGGUGGCCUUUGAGGCGGAGAGUGACAUUGAGCUGUUGCCAUAUUUGAAGACGUCGGCGGUGCAUCGCAUCCGGCGCACCGAUCGUCAUUUCUGGGAGAAGCUGCGCUAUGCUCUGCCCGUCGACUAUCCCACCUAUAGGGGCAACAACUAUACGCUGGACCAUAAUCACGAGCGCAUCAAGCAGCCGGCCAGUCCGGGUCUGCUCUAUCGCCAGGCACCGCCGCCUGCUUACUGUGGACCGGCGGAGGCGGCGGCUGCAGUGGCUGCUGCUGCUGCCGUCGCUGAGCAAAACUAUUCCACGGCUACGACGGCCACGCCCAGCCCCAGACCGCAGCGACGCGGCGAACGUGAGGGUGUGGGCGUGGCGGUUGGCGUGGGCGUCAAUCCAGGCGGGCCGCAUCAUUUGCAUGCACAAUAUUAUCAACACCAUGGCAUGCGCCCGCCCUCGGAGCACAUCUACUCCAGCAUCGAUUCGGACUACUCCACGCUGGACAACGAGCAGCACAUGCUUAUGAUGCCAGCUGCCGGAGCAGCAGCUCCGCUCGAGGCACAGCAGCGGGCACAGACCUGGCGACCACAGCCCAAGCAGCAGCUGCAGACGGCACAUGCGGGCACACUCGGUCCCAGCACAGCGGUCAAGUCCAAUCCUCAACAGCAGCAACAGCAGCAGCAGCAACAACAACAGGCGAGUGGCCAACAGCAGGGCCCACAUGUGCAGGCGUAUCUGGUAUGAAGAGAGGGACAGCGUAAGUUGGAGCAGGAGACGUAUUAAGUGAAAGAGAAGCAGAUAUAUAUGUUGGAGGAUGCCUGUCCAGCAGUUGGACAGAGCGACAGUGAUUUCUAUAGGGACUGGUUCCUGGUGCAUCAUUUUAAUUACUAAAAUAUGUGCGAGCUAAAAUUAAGAGAAAGGGCGAGAGACAGCAAAGGGUGCAUUAGAGAAGGAGACAAAGAAAGAGAGAGUGGGAGUAGGAGCGGGAGUGGGAGAAAGAGAGAAAGCGAGUGCGAGUGCGAGGCAGCUAAAGUAAAUUAUAAAUUCUGUCUAGAGUCCAAAAUUGCAGUUAUACAAACCCAAAGAAAAACCUAACAUGGCGCACACACUAAAAGCGAACACCCCCGCACUCAGCCCCCAGCUGUAUCCCCCCUUCAAACCCAUUCAGGAAGUGCGCGCAGCGUAACAAAUAUUUUGUUUACCCAGUGUAAAGUCAUUUUAGUGCACUGUACAAACAUAAAUCCAAGUACAUUAAACACAUAGACAUAUACACGGGCACGACCAAAAGAUACAGAUACAAACUAAAAGAUACAAAUACAGUUGCACUUGCAUUUGUUUGUGUUCUGUUUGCUGUGUUGUGUGUGUUGUGUUGUGUGUGUUGUGUUUAUGUAGCAAGUCGCAUGUGUUGCAUGAAUUGUGCUUAGGGGCACGGAGUAGUCAGAAUGGGUGAGGUAGAGGGGGGCGUGGCAAUGUCAAGUUGUUGUUGUGUGAGCUAAAAUGAAGUUUCCACAAAGUUCAGCUGCAGUUGCAGAAAACUUUUGCCAAACGGCAUUUUCAUUCAUUCAUUUUCCCUUUAGAGCUGCAAAAUGCGUUUAGUGCAUUUGCCAGCUAACUUUUUAAUAUGCUUUUAAUCAGUUUGACCAAGAAACAAGCUUAAGAUUUAUAAACUGCACAAAGAUUUUGUAUUAUAAAUGUCCGUCUAUAUAAACACACUUUGACAAUUGACAAGGUGUAUUUAAAUAAUGCUAGCAAAGUUGAUUUAAUUUAUAAAUGACUUAUCUUUUCAAAUUGUCAGUUUUAUUUCUUAGAAAUCUGGUAUUGACAUAAAAAUUAAUUAAUACAACAUGUUGUAAUAGUUUUGGUUAUUUUAAAUAAUUUUUUCAUUUCAAAUUCACAAUCCGAAAAGUUUUCUGUCUCGUCAAAAACUUAGCAAUUUUAGCCUAAUUUACUGAAAUCAUUUUAUAAAAUGUGCUGCCAAAUUUCGUUUAACUAUCUUUAAGGUAAAGCUAAAACAAACAUUUAUUUGACUAUUUCUAUAGAGCUUUAAAGAAAACUGCCGCCUAUUCAUUGCUCUGCUCUCCACCCUUUGCUCCCCCUUACAGCGCAAAUCCUCGUAUAUGUAUAUAAAGAAAACACGCCUAAAAUAGUUAUAUAGAUAUGCCUAAAUAUAAGUAAAUGCCACUGCAAAUACGUAGUCUCCUUUAAUUAAUUAAAUACACACAUACAUCUACACUUACACACACAUGCAGAGAACUUGAACUUGUGUAAAAAAAAAACCUUCAACAAUUAGCUAGCAAACGUAAAAAACUCUAAAUAAUAAAACCAACUAUGCAGUAAAGCUCAUUUUAAACACUUACGCUUACCAAAAUAUUGUAAUAAUAAUAUUAAUAAUAAUAAUAUCAAUAUAAAAUAAUAAUAGAAGUUUCAUAAAUGGGUUAAACUACAUGGCGUAUACACAAUAUAAACACAUGCAUACAAAAAUACUAAAUAUAUAUAUAUAUAUGUGACUGUA